UAUUUUCCGAAUUUCCUAAACUGAAUAGUUCUGCUAUGCUCUUCUCAGGCAUUGGGACUGAAUUCAUCCCAAUUCCAAAGUGUCCAGAAGUCUCUAUUCCGAUAGAUUUCGCUGCCAGGAUGAAGUUGGGCUAUUUCGUCAUUGCCGUGUUGGUCUUCGGAUCUGUUGCUGCUCAGUUUAACUAUGAAAACAUCGAAAAAAUUGUGUCGAAAUUGUGGAAGGACGAAUCGAUGGAGUUUCUGGGUCACCGAUGUGAAUACUACAGGUCCCCCAGCUUCAACAGAUGGAAACUGUAUCACAAGGCGACAGUGAUGUGUCCCGGCUGGACCACCAUCAUCGGACAAGCUAAGAAGAAGAGUCGAAUAGGAUCUUUGAUCCACGCCAAGAAGGACUUCGUGGAGAAGGCUCUAAGAGCAGGCAUUGGGACUGAAUUCAUCCCAAUUCCAAAGUGUCCAGAAGUCUCUAUUCCGAUAGAUUUCGCUACCAGGAUGAAGUUGGGUUAUUUCGUCAUUGCCGUGUUGGUCUUCGGAUCUGUUGCUGCUCAGGAUAGCUAUCAAUACUUCGUCGAAAAAAUUGCGUCGCAAUUGUGGAAGGACGAAUCGAUGGAGUUCCUGGGUCAUCGGUGCGAAUACUCCAGGGCCCCCAGCUUAUACAAAUGGAAACUGUAUCACAAGACGUCAGUAAUGUGUCCCGGCUGGACCACCAUCAUCGGGCAAGCUAAGACGAAGAGUCGAAUGGGAUCUUUGAUCCACGCCAAGAAGGACUUCGUGGAGAAGGCUCUAAGAGCAGGUUAG
This is a messenger RNA of Darwinula stevensoni, 794 nucleotides long. The record is from the annotation of a GenBank genome assembly. NCBI's taxonomy places the organism in Eukaryota, Metazoa, Arthropoda, Ostracoda, Podocopida, Darwinulidae.